Messenger RNA from Microtus ochrogaster (prairie vole), 2457 nucleotides. It is a transcript of the gene Amz1, whose product is annotated as archaelysin family metallopeptidase 1. NCBI's taxonomy places the organism in Eukaryota, Metazoa, Chordata, Mammalia, Rodentia, Cricetidae. Gene Ontology annotation, biological process: proteolysis. Gene Ontology annotation, molecular function: metallopeptidase activity. The record is from RefSeq and is a predicted model, not a curated record.
CAGCAGCCGCUCGCACUACCCAGCUCCCGGCACCCGUUGAGGCGACACGAGCACGCCUGGCAGUGUAUGGCAUGUGUGCGGCUGGACGUCAGUAGAUGCCGAGAGACCCGACCAAGGCAGCCGGUGGUUACUGUCCCCACCCUCCAUGUGCAACUCCUGACCAGAGACAGCCACUGCCUAGGCUGGCCUGGGCUGUGCCACCUUCUCCUCAGGUUCUGAGAAGAGCUCCGAAGCACACAGUUGCUGGGAGUGUCAGUGGCCCACGUGCUCCGGAGCAGACAAGACAUCAGAAGUCUGAGCGCCACUGGGGAGGGUGUGGCACCGUUUCCUACUGCCCUCCUCUCACACUUUCCACCGGAUCCAGCUUCAGUCCCUGACUCGCUUGCUGACGUCACACCAGGACCGGUUUGGUCCCCGUGGCCUCACACCAAGCUGCUCAGGGGCAGCUCCGGAGAGCACUCGAUUGCGAGGACCACUUCCUCCUGUCUCUUCAGUCUCUAUGUGAAGUGUGUGGUCUUGAGAAGACUUGACAUACAAGACAGAAAACCUGAGACAGUGGCCAAGAGUGAGGAUAUGGGCACCUUCUAAGAACCCCAGAAGGGUGUCGCGGGCUUCUGCUCACCUUGCUGAGACAUUCCAGCACAAGGCAGAAGGGAGCCACACUGUCUUUCAGUCCAGUCUAUCUAUCUCCUGGGAGCCCUGAGCAGCUACUCUGUCAGCCCGAGGGAAGGUUCUAGAAGAGACCGUGGCUGUCCCCUGGGAGAUUCAUGGGCCAGAAAAGGAGCCUCAAGGAGUGGCCAGGGGCCACACACACACCAUGCUGCAGUGCAGACCACCCCAGGAGUUCAGCUUCGGGCCCCGGGCCCUGAAGGAUGCCCUGAUCUCCUGCGAUCUGGCCCUGCAGCAGCUUUACACCUCAGCCUUCUCCCCAUCGGAGAGGCUUUUCCUGUCUGAGGCCUACAACCCUCACCGGACCCUCUUCAGCACACUGCUCAUCCACUCGGCCUUUGACUGGCUCCUGAGUCGCCCAGAGGCCCCUGAGGAUUUCGAGACCUUCCAUGCUUCCCUGCAACUCCGGAAGCAGAGCCUGGCCCGGAAACACAUUUACCUGCAGCCCAUAGAUCUGAGUGAGGGGCUGGCGGGAUGCCCCCUGCUGGACCACCUUCAAAGCUGUGCGGAGGCUUUCUUUCUGGGCCUUCGAGUCAAGUGCCUGCCCUCAGUGGCCGCCGCCUCCAUCCACUGCUCCUCAAGACCCAGUCAGGAUGCUGAUGGGUUCCAGCUCCACACAGAUGGCAUCCUGUCCUUCUUGAAGAACAACAAGCCAGGGGACGCACUGUGCGUGUUGGGUCUCACGCUGGCUGACUUGUACCCCCAUGAUGCCUGGACCUUCACCUUUGGCAGGUUCCUUCCGGGGCAUGAAGUGGGUGUGUGCAGCUUCGCUCGAUUCUCUGGGGAGUUUCUGCAGGCCGGGCCCAGUGUUCCUGACCCAGCUCUGCUGGAGGCAGCUGCAGAUGGCCCUGAGACACUGCCACACGAGGGAGGCCGGACCAUAUGCUUCAGUGCUCUGGGCAUGGUUCAGUGCUGUAAGGUUACCUGCCAUGAGCUGUGCCACCUCCUGGGCCUAGGGAGCUGUCGUUGGCUCCGCUGCCUCCUGCAAGGGGCACUUAGCCUGGAUGAGGCCAUAAGGCGUCCCCUGGACCUCUGUCCCAUCUGCCUGCGGAAACUGCAACACCUCCUGGGCUUCAGGCUCCUGGAGAGGUACAAGAGACUCCAGACUUGGACCCGAGUGACAGUGGAGAUGUGGUCUGGACAAGAGACUGGGGAACCAUCUGUGUCAGAGGAAACCCUGCCCUUCAGUGCUGACUCAGGCGUGGGCUGUGAGAGUGACACAGAGCCUGUGACCAGCCCAUCGGAGCCUGUCACCCCUGACGCAUGGAGUCAUGCCUUCCCCGAUGGGCCUGAACCAGGGUCUGAGGAUGGGCUGAGCUCUCUGGUGGCCUCAGAAGUGUUGCUGAGACUCGGGGGCCCCGUGGAGGCCAUUGAGGAGUAUGGACGGUGGCUGGAUGCAUGCAUCCAGGCCCUGGAGAGGGAAGUGGCUGAAGAGGAGUUGGCCCAGGUCGAUGCAGCUGUGGACGCCCUAGGCCGGUGGGAGAUGUUCACAGGACAGCUCCCCGUCACCAGGCAGCACCUGCCCUGUGUCAAGGAUAAUGUGGGGCUGCGCAGAGUCCUGGGGGACAAGUUCUUUUCCCUGAGGCGGCGGCUGAGCUCUCGAAGACUUGCCAAGGCCAGUUCUUCCCACUGCCGCUGGGGGGUGGAGAAUUAAUGCAGCGAGAGGGACCAUCUGAAAAAGUGAAGUCAGCUCCUGGGAUUUUUUCCUGAAGAUACCAACCAACCAUGCCUGCCCAGUGACUGAGGGUACUCUGGUAUCUUUAGGAUUAAAAGAAAUGUCCCCAGAAG